AUGACGACCUCGCUCCCCCAGGAGCCGGUUUGCCUGCUCCAGCGCAUCAGCAAAAUCGCCACCGCGGCCUCUUCCUCCCGCUCCUCGAAACCGUCCUAUCCGCCCGUCUCCAGCAUCCCACGGACCUCCCCCUCGCGCCUGGCCGCGGCGUUGCCAGACGCCCCUUCCCACGACGAUGCCGCCCAGAGCACGAUACUCUACCUCGCCUACGGCUCCAACCUCAGCGCCGAGACUUUCCUCGGCGCCCGCGGCAUCCGCCCCGUCUCCCAGGUGAACGUCUCGGCCCCGUCGCUCUCCCUCGUCUUCGACCUCCCCGGCCUGCCCUACCGCGAGCCGUGCUUCGCCAACUCGGCGCCGCGCAAGGUGCCCAAGCUCCCGGACCCGUCCGACCCGCCCAAGUUCCCGCCCAUCCCGCCGCCGCCCCAGCCCCCGACGUCCGCCACCACCGCCGGCGGGGCGAGAACCUCCGAGCUGGGCUGGGACAAGGGCCUCUUUGGCGUCGUCUACGAGGUCACCCGCGAGGACUACGCCACGAUCGUCGCAACAGAGGGCGGCGGCUCCUCGUACACCGACAUCCUCACACCCUGCAUCCCCCUCCCGCCCCGCGUCUCCGUCCCCGAGAAGCCGCCCAUCGACAUCCCCCGCCCGUUCCUCGCGCACACGCUCUACUCCCCCGCGAUCCCGGACGCCGACCCCGAGGAGCCGAACGACGACCCCAAGAAGCCCGAAGACCCCCGCAAGAAGUGGUACUGGCGCUUCAUCCGGCCCAACCGCCGCCCGGACCCGGCCUACGCCCAGCCCUCGGCGCGCUACCUCAAGCUCAUCACCGACGGCGCCGCCGAGCACGAGCUGCCCGACGACUACCAGCGCUGGCUCAACAGCCUGCAGCCCUACGCCGUGACGACGUGGCGGCAGCAGGUCGCUCAGUGGCUGCUGACGGCCCUGUUCCUCCCCAUCCUGCUGGUUAUUUUCGGGCUCAACAAGAGGAUCGCCAACAAGGAGGGCAAGGUGCCGCUGUGGCUCGGCGUCACGCUCGGCGUCAUCUUCAACCUGCUCUGGAUGACGUACGACGGCGUGUUGAAGCCCGUGUUCGGGGACGGCGAGAGGACGCAGGACGAGGACGAGGACGAAGGGAAGAUGCCGCGGCGGAGGUCGUGGAGGGGGCGGCGCGCGGGUGUUGACGAGGAGAAAAUGGGACUGCUAGAGGAUAUGGACUGA
Colletotrichum spaethianum is the source of this 1218-nucleotide messenger RNA. Its product is annotated as gamma-glutamyl cyclotransferase gliK. The transcript has a single exon. Lineage: Eukaryota; Fungi; Ascomycota; Sordariomycetes; Glomerellales; Glomerellaceae. The record is from RefSeq and is a predicted model, not a curated record. The coding region runs from base 1 to 1218 and encodes 405 amino acids. Gene Ontology annotation, molecular function: gamma-glutamylcyclotransferase activity.